AUGGCCACCAUGGCCAAGGAGGACCUGUUGGACUAUUUCUUCAUGCAGUACAGGCAGUACCUCCUGUCCUUGCUCAGGAAACACAAGCUGACAGAGGAGGACUACCUGUCUCCAUUUAUUCGCCUCCAGGAGAAGAAGAAACAAGCCAACCUGAUGAAAAAGGCUCUGGAGGUGAAGGAAGAGGCCUUCAAGGAGAGGAUGAAGGCCAUAACCUGCCAAUGGAAGGACCUCCACACCAAGGAGGCUCAGCUGAAAGUCUACAUGGAGAAAUCUGAGAGGAUUUUAAAGGAAAAUGAUAAAAUGCCAAUCCAAGCUCUGAAGAAAGCCAGCAAAGAGAAAGAGAGGACAAUGCAAAUGGAAAAGGAGCUUUUGAGAGCUAAGAAAGAACUGGAAAUCCUGAGAAACAAGCAACAGCAACUCCGCAACAAAGUGGAGAAGUACUCCAUCUUCAACAAGUACCUGGAGGAUGUGGUGAAGAUCUCACAGUUUGAGGAGAUCCAGGAGGUCAUCAGGUGCUGCAAGACGCUGGUGAGGAUGCACAAGGACCUGCUGCAGUCACAACAAGCGCACCAGGAAAUGUCUGAGCAAGCCAAGGUGCUCCUCGAUCAGUACACAGCAGAGAAAGAAGCUGAGAUCCUCCAGCAUGAAAACAAGCUGGUGCAGCUCCAGUUGCAUUUGGAGCAGGCUCAAAAGGAUGUCCUCCUAUGGGAGACUUGCUGGGCCAACAUCCAGGACACGACUGCCGAGAAAAUGCAGAAUUUGGGGAACAUCAAGAUGGCCAUCCUCAACCUCUUCCAGUGUGUGAACAUGCAGCUGAAAGCAAACCUGAAAGUGCUAGCAGAUGACAGCCACACGCAGCUGAACAUGAUUCAGCAGCUCAUCGGUGACCUCAAAGACAUCGUUAUGAAGGUGAAAAAGAAGGACCACCAGCAGCAGUACCUACAGAGCUACAAGGAACAUGCCAACAUGACCUUCUCUGCCAGCAAAGGCUAA
Merops nubicus (carmine bee-eater) is the source of this 993-nucleotide messenger RNA. RefSeq names its product coiled-coil domain containing 42 (gene CCDC42). The coding region runs from base 1 to 993 and encodes 330 amino acids. NCBI's taxonomy places the organism in Eukaryota, Metazoa, Chordata, Aves, Coraciiformes, Meropidae. Gene Ontology annotation, biological process: spermatid development. The transcript has 7 exons. The record is from RefSeq and is a predicted model, not a curated record.